CAGAAUAAUAUCUUUUUUUUUUGUAUUUUCCCUAAUCGCAAAUAUUUAAUCACAAGAAAUUCAUUGAUAUAAUGAAUAGAUUCUUUCAUUUAUUUUUGUUUAUCAUGCGUAAUAAAAUGUUUUAAUAAAAUUUUAUUAAUUCAAGAAAGACUCGCUUAUUCUAAAGAUUUAAAGUCAAACUUUGAUACAAAAUCUAUCGCAAUUUUCUUAAUGUAAUAUAAUUAUGUCUGUUUGUGUACAUCCUCUGUACGCUGGGGUGUUUACUCUUAAUCGAGCAGUUAAAUUCAAUCUGAAAUGAGAUCCACGUGUUCGUGCGUUAGCAAAUGCACUAAUACGAAGUCGUCUAGUCGAUGUGCGACGAUUCUGAUCUGUUGGUCCAUCUAUUCCUGGCAGUGCACAGUGUGGUGCUCGCCUCCGUCAAGUUCCUGUCUUGUCUUCUCACGCUGAUUAUCCUGAUCGCCUACUCUAUCUUCAUCGCUAAUUGUCCCUUGAUUAACUAUAUUAUCAAUACUCAAAAUAUAUUUACGCCACAAAAUUUUAGAAAAAUGGCACGCGCUAAAGUUAUUCGUAUGUUCCUACGUACAAUGAGUGAGUUUAAUUAGCCAGAGUGAUAACGGAAUUAUCCUUAAAUUAAUUCAUCUUAAGAUAACUUUAAUAUCUGAGAUAUUCGGUUCAACGUCUAAUUGAAGCCGGGUUCGCUGGUGCAUGAACGUCAUUGUUCUAACCGAACAACAUGAUCUUCUGUUUUGCAUCUCCACGGGACAUUGUCGUGACGUUCUAGAUUUCUUUUCGCUAGAUCUACUGUCCGUUAUCAUCGUCACAGCUGUUCGAGACGAAUCGUCUAAGAAAAUUGUCGGGCUGUCGCUUAAAGUACAAGAUUUAUUUUAUGAUUCGAUCAUAUAUUUAAUAAUGAUUGCGUUGGACAUAAAUAGUGCGAGUCACGGAGAAACUGCAUAAAAAUUAUAGAACGUGUAAUGUGAUUAUAUGACAGUUCUCGUGUGAUUGUUAAAUUCGAGAAGUGAAUAAUUACAUGAGAUUCAAUAUGGUGAGCACAAAUCCGCCGAUAGGGACAAACACCCUCAAUCGUAUGAGAAACACAUUUUGUGGAGUGCCAAAGGCUGAAAUUGAACGUAGGACUAAUGCGCUUUUACAAUCCAUGACGAUCGAAGAGCUUUAUGCUGCGCUAGUAUAUAUGACACAACAUCAAAUUGGCUUCGACGUUUCAAGAGAAUGCAGCCAGGAAACUCUUUUGAACCAUUUACAAAAUGCCUUCAAAAUUGAUAACAUAACACAUGAGAGAGUGUUCAAAGAAGCACAAAAUCUUGAGCCACCAGAACUUCAUCUUAAUGUUGAAGUGAUUGAAGCCAAAGAACUAGCCCCCAAAGAUUCUAAUGGCAAAAGUGAUCCUUUCUGUGCUCUUUAUCUCGAAUCAGCACCUACCAGAAGAUACAAUACUGCCGUUAAAACUUGUACACUAAGUCCUGUCUGGGAGGAACAUUUUGAAUUGCCAUUGGAGGAUCCUGAAAAUGAUAUCUUAAACCUUGAAGUUUGGGAUUUUGAUGCUGCCGAAACUGUGCCUGAAAAAAUGAGUAAAGUUAAAGAUAUUAAAGGUGUUCGUGGCUUAGUAAAAUUAGCCAAAGAAAUUGCAGUAACAGCUACAACUGGUAGUCAUAAUAAUGAAUUCAUUGGUCGAUGUCGGAUAUUGUUGAAGGAUAUACCUACAACGGGCCAUACUAUGUGGUAUGCUCUAGACAAGAAAAACAAAUCUAAACGUCGUGGCGUUGUAAAGCUCCGACUGGCCUUCAGCGCGGAGCAUAAUGCACAAGUGGCCGCGCAAGAGCAUCGGCAUCUGCUAAGAGUGCUGCUGCUUCAUGAGAUUGAAACGGAAAAAAUAGAAAAGUAUUGUUGGUGUGGCCGUUGGUCGGGACCAGCUGAAGCACUGAUUCUUCAACAUAGCGCGCAACGUGGCUUAUUAGCCAGAAAUCUCGCUUUAGCACAAUGGGUCGAAUAUGCAAGGAUCCAUCAGGAACAUCCAUUAAGUUUUACAGUCUUCAAUAAACUUGUGAUCGAUUUACUCAGACCAUUGGAAAGCGGUCUCUUCUCCUCCGAUGAAACAAAACUCUUUUGGAAAGCCACGAAGAAAAUAAUAUUCUCAUGCUUGAACAGUAUACGAAAAAUUAGAAAAUUAAUUUUGGGCGAUAAAAAUACUAUAGUACAACUAUCGUCAAUCUUAGGGAUAUUAUCGUCUAUAUCUUCUCUAAACGCUCCUGAAGACGUAGAUCUUUUUCCCGCUAAAAUGUACUUUUGGUUCUCUAAAUAUGACGAUUUAAAAAAAGUAGACAUACUCCAAGGAUUGGAACACACUAUUGCACAAGGCUGCGCCGAAUGGUUUGAGCACGUAAUAAGCAAUAAUUCGCCUGACACAGAAUCGGAUGAAGAUGCGCUUAGGUAUCAUAUCAAAAUAAUUCAACUGAUUAGAGCGGAUUUACAAAAAGCUAUUGAUUAUUACGACAAAUUAUUCAUAAAGAGAAUCAACGUUCCAUAUGCAAGACUAAUGUACAUUGCGUAUGAAAAGAGAAUCAGUGACAUGUGCAUGAUCAUUAUAGAGGACGUGUGUGCCAGAUUGAAACGAAUUGAAGUUGAUAGCACCGACAACGCGGAAUUAAGCUUGGGCACGACAUUAUUCGAGCUUUACCUCACGCUUCAAAGAUACGCUACACUUGGUCAGGUACUUUGUGCCGAAGGAGAGUUAGAAGAUAUGAAAAUACAAAAUUAUUAUGAUUGGUUCAGAGGCGGUGUCGCACAUUGGCUAGAAAUCGCAGUGUACAAAGCACUUAAACGCAUCGACAGAGCUGUCGAAAUUGAUACUUUACAAGCAAUCGACAAUAGUGUUCAGUAUAGUUCAAGCGCAGUAGAUACAUUAACUACAUUUUAUCAAAUCAAAGUUUUCUGGACGCAGCUAGCGUGGCCUGACGUUGAAGGUUCUUAUACGUUCAUAGCAAGAAUAAUUGACGACAUUUGUAAAUGUUCCAUGGCAUAUGCCGAUAAAAUGGCAACGAAAGCGGAGCUGACAACGGAAUUGGAACAGCUUUCGCAGAGUAGCGUUUAUGAAAAAAGGUUUACAAUAUCAACGGCCUGGUGCUUUGCUAUUAAUAAUAUCGAUUUUAUCAGAACAUCGAUCGUACCGUUGACCAAAGACUUAGGAUUGCAGAAUAUUGUGGAUGCUUUAGGAGAACACAGGACUCACGAAGAGGCUGAUCGUUGUCGACAGACUCUCCAGCUUAUCAUUGACAACGCCACAGAUACUGUGAAGAACAAGAUCAUAGAGUUGUUGGAAGUUGUAGCCAACAAAAUGGCACCUGCAAUGAACAGAUAUCUUAUGGAGGGUGCCGAAUUAAUUGGUACGACCAGCAACGCGAUGGAUCGUCUGCUACAGUAUCUAGAUAGUAAUCUAGAAACUCUGCAUGAUAAUCUCAACGAGGACAACUUUAACAGAGUUCUCCUGGUGAUUUGGGAAAUCGUGUCACAGACAUUGUAUAAGCUAGUCAAUAGCAAUUUAGAAAAACGACGACCACCAGCAUUUUAUUCAAACUUGCAUAAAACUCUCCACACGCUUAUCCGAUACUUUAACCUCGGUGCCGAUGAAGCAGCAAACGUGCAAGUUUUAGAAAAGAUCGAACGUCUCUUAGAAUUACAUGGACUUGAAACUGCCGAGCUCGUACAUCGUUAUCAUCAGGAACGCAUGGAGGAACAGAAGGAAAUGGAAGAACCUGUUUACGGUCUUGUUAGCGUCAAAGCGUACUUCGUUGAUAAUACACUGAACAUACAAAUUUUAAAUGCCAGAAAUCUUCAUUGUUCGGAUAGCAAUGGCCAUUUUAUAAGCAAGCUGUCUACUCUCGAGCGUAAACUGCAUUCAAAAUCUAAACAAAGAGUCAAAGAGGGGAAGACAAGCAAAUGCGAUUCCUACGUGAAGAUUAGACUACUGCCUGAGGAGAAAUUUGCCGACAUUAAAGCGCCGAAGACGCAUGUGCAGAAAGAGACGCAGUUUCCGCUGUUUGACGAAACAUUUAACAUUCCUCUUACUCCGGAACAAAGAGCUUUAGACAACGCUAUAGUGGCAUUUGAAAUAAAGGACAAGGACUUUCUUAGGGCAAGAUUUAUGGCUGAAGCUUUCCUACCAUUUAGUGAGAUUUCUGACACUGAACCGGAAACUAGUUUCGCAACUUUAGGACAAAUUCAUUUGAAACUUUCUCGUCCAACCAAAAAAAAUACGGAUAUCAUUCGCGCAUUGGAGCAUCGAAAAGGAGACAAUCAAGCGAUGGACUUUAUUUCAAGACUUAAUACUAAGACGAACACUAAAUGAUCCACGUGGAGCUUCAAUAUCGAUCUACGUUUGGAUAAUUUUCGAAAAUAUGCAACGGAAAAUAUAUUCACCCAACUCAGUCUAUUCAAGACGUGGCAAUGUUGAUAUGUCAGCGUUGUGCUGUCAUAGUAAACGCUUGCAGCGCUUGCAUAGUGAAUAUUUCUUGAUACUUUGUAUACUUUAGCCAUCGCGCUGUUAUAAAUUCCAUAACGCGAUGCUUACAAGUGUCUUAAGGCUGUGCAGUUUCGAUUAUUUUUUAUACCUUUGUGAGAAUUAUUAAAUAUCGCAUUUCGAAACUUUUAACCGAAAACUGUAAGGCUGAGUAAGUGCUACUUAUAGAGAGGACUAUAACUGUAUUUGUUAAGGAAAGCAAGAAGUUAAUCAUGUUCAAUAACGAUAUACUCAUAGAUACCUUUGUUAUAUAACUUAUAUGUUACAUAUAACUUAUAUUUGCGAUGUAAUAGACAUUUAGAAACAUCUUUUAUAUUGUAUAUGUGUAAGUAAUAUUGUUAUACCAGGAAAUAAAAUAUGUAUAUAGAUCUUAA
This is a messenger RNA of Solenopsis invicta (red fire ant), 4908 nucleotides long. It is a transcript of the gene stac, whose product is annotated as protein unc-13 homolog 4B. The coding region runs from base 1031 to 4363 and encodes 1110 amino acids. The transcript is spliced from 18 exons. Lineage: Eukaryota; Metazoa; Arthropoda; Insecta; Hymenoptera; Formicidae. The record is from RefSeq and is a predicted model, not a curated record.